Molecule: messenger RNA, 390 nt
Organism: Neospora caninum
Lineage: Eukaryota; Apicomplexa; Conoidasida; Eucoccidiorida; Sarcocystidae
Product: putative ubiquitin / ribosomal protein CEP52 fusion protein
Exons: 2
Coding region: 1-390 (129 amino acids)
Biological process (GO): translation; modification-dependent protein catabolic process; protein ubiquitination
Cellular component (GO): nucleus; cytoplasm; ribosome
Molecular function (GO): ubiquitin protein ligase binding; protein tag activity; structural constituent of ribosome
Source: RefSeq, a predicted model, not a curated record
AUGCAGAUUUUCGUGAAGACGCUCACAGGCAAGACGAUCACUUUGGACGUCGAGCCUUCGGACACCAUCGAAAAUGUGAAGGCCAAAAUUCAGGAUAAGGAAGGAAUUCCCCCUGAUCAGCAGCGUCUGAUUUUCGCGGGCAAGCAGCUCGAGGACGGCAGAACUCUUUCCGACUACAACAUCCAGAAGGAGUCCACUCUCCACUUGGUUCUUCGCCUUCGUGGUGGUAUCAUCGAGCCGUCUCUUGCAUUGUUGGCCCAGAAGUACAACUGCGAGAAGAAGGUGUGCCGCAAGUGCUAUGCUCGUCUUCCCCCCCGUGCCACGAACUGCAGAAAGAAGAAGUGCGGACACAGCAACCAGUUGCGCCCCAAGAAGAAGCCCAAGAACUAA